AUGGACUACGACAUGGUCGAGGGGGUCGACUUCGAGGGGGGUGACUUCUGGGGGCUCGCCCCCAACUUGAUCGCCUUCGACAUGGUCGGCUUGAACAUAUUCAACUUCGACCUCUUCGACUUCAGCCUGAUUUCGUCGCCGGUAUUUACGCCGAGUAAAUACCUUCUCCGAUAUAUCCUCAUCCAAACCGGCCUAUUGUUCGUACGUGCGGUCUUGGGUCUGCCCAAUAUGCAGUCCGAAGCCAAUGCCGCGGGCAGGCGCAUCCUCGAAACAACCUACACCUGA
Molecule: messenger RNA, 285 nt
Organism: Eremomyces bilateralis CBS 781.70
Lineage: Eukaryota; Fungi; Ascomycota; Dothideomycetes; Eremomycetales; Eremomycetaceae
Exons: 2
Coding region: 1-285 (94 amino acids)
Source: RefSeq, a predicted model, not a curated record